This is a messenger RNA of Magnolia sinica, 1028 nucleotides long. Its product is annotated as nodulin-related protein 1-like. The transcript is spliced from 2 exons. Gene Ontology annotation, biological process: regulation of abscisic acid biosynthetic process; response to heat. Bases 160 to 606 code for a protein of 148 amino acids. The record is from RefSeq and is a predicted model, not a curated record. NCBI's taxonomy places the organism in Eukaryota, Viridiplantae, Streptophyta, Magnoliopsida, Magnoliales, Magnoliaceae.
GUCAUCUUUCCAAUCCCAAAUAAUUCAAAAGCCAGUUAUCACUCCUUUUCAACAUCCACACACCCAAUUCAAUAAUCAUCAAGCUUUCCUAUUUCCACCCAACUCCCAAAAAUCCUCUCUUCUCUUCUUUCCUUUCUAUCUAUUGGGUUCUAGAAAUCCAUGGAAGAAUAUUCAGGUGCAGGCCAGCAUAGGAAACCCAGUAACCACAGCCACACCGAAAGCCACCAACACAGUACUCCUUCCUCAACCCAACUCCUCUCCAGUGCAAAGCUGGUAGCCGAGGCUGCUACUUCAGCCCUCCACCAUGAAACACAUAAGGUAGACAAAGCCAAGGUGGCAGGUGCCGCGGGCGAUCUGCUGGCUGCCGCUUCUCACUAUGGGAAGCUUGAGGAGAAGAGCUUUGGGAAAUACGUUGAGAAAGCUGAGGAGUAUCUGCACCAUUACCACUCUUCCAAUUCCGCGACAACCACUACCACAACACACUCCUCUUCAACUCAUCAUUCCGGUUACGGCAGCAGCGGAGGAGAUGGUGGUGAUGGAACUAAGUCUGAGAGUGGUUAUGGGGAUUACUUGAAGAUGGCCCAAGGGUUCUUGAAAAAGAACUGAGUCACUUCUUCUUUACUUGCAUUUUAUUAUUGUAAUGUGUUGGGUGUUUUAUGUGAAAUUGUAUUUUCCUGGGAUAUGCAAAUUGUGUUCACGGGGUUUCCAUUUAUACUGGUGGGGCCCAUGGGUAAGUGAUCCUGAUUGUUAGUCUAUUGGGACCAUCACCGUUGAUGGUCCAUGACUCCAAAAUCUCCUUUUGAUUGGAUGCUACAUGGAUGAUUUAUAUAAUUAGCGUCCAUAUAUUAUGUGGCCCAAUAGACUGUUGACAUAUAUCACUUGAACCAUGGGUCCAAUGCUCUGGACUGUUCCUUUUGUACAAUAUUCCGGAAUUCCUCUCUAGUGACUGUGUCUUUCUAUCUCUUGAUUUGACCAUACGGCACAAUGGUUGGUAUUUGAUAUAUUAUAUAUUUUUAUCUUUCCGUGUU